Acinonyx jubatus (cheetah) is the source of this 5107-nucleotide messenger RNA. RefSeq names its product XK related X-linked (gene XKRX). NCBI's taxonomy places the organism in Eukaryota, Metazoa, Chordata, Mammalia, Carnivora, Felidae. The transcript has 3 exons. Bases 1838 to 3187 code for a protein of 449 amino acids. The record is from RefSeq and is a predicted model, not a curated record. Gene Ontology annotation, cellular component: membrane.
AGCAAUUGCAGAAAUCUUCAAAUUCAACACCACGCCAAGAAUAAAUUUUUCUCGAGGCCAUCAUUUUGGUGGCUGCUAGUUGGCCACUCCUCACAUAGAUUCUUUUUAAUGACUUCCUGCAGCAAAAGGAGAUUGGCACAGGAGGCUACAUUAUUUACCAGGAGGCAGAUGUUUUCUCUUUUUCUCUGGGAUUUAGAAUUAUGCAAAUGAAGGCAUGAAAACAAAAGCUCAGUGAGGUGGGGGAGGGGUGAUCUUAAGAAUCCUGGCAAUAUUCUGAGCUCUGUAAGACAUCCUUCUCAGUUUUUACUAGCGGUUCCUUUGGCUCGUCUCCAGUCUAUUUAGAAUUUGGCACGUCUUCAGAACCUUCCAGCCAAAGACCUGAAAGUUCAUUUUAAAGUUCCUAUCCUGGCCUCAUCUUGCAAAUGGGGAGAUCAAAGCAUAUGAGUUUUCAGGUGUCUGUAGACUGACCUUGAGUCCUGACACCCCACUAGCCGUUUCUAUCUUACCUUUGCUGCACACAGUCUUGCCCAGAAAGGAAACUAUGGCCCAAUUGCCUCUCAGGUCUCCUCCGCCCCACCCCACCAUGAUAUUAUCUGGAGGGCAAUAGGACCUAGGGAAGUUCAACCCUGAGUCAGACAGAGACGCACCUGCCUAACAGCGUGGGUUGAGCAAGUGUGCAAGCGAGCUAGUUCGGGAGGGCGGGGUAGAAGUGAGCGUCUGCUGCUUUUGGGGAAGAGGAAAGCUGUGGCUCCCUCUGGGAUUCCGGGUUCGUGGUGGAAAGCGAUUCCGAAGACUGGCCCAAGCCCUUUUUUGCCACGCCUCUCCGCCCGGCGCAUCCUUGGGCUGCCUGCCCUGGAACUCGCAGGCUGGUUUUUUGCUAGGCCCCAGCUGUCCCUCCCACUUCGCCCGUCCCCGCCAUAAUUGCCUGAGUUCCUGAAGCCGCCGACCUCCCGCAGCUAGAACUGCAGACCAGGGAGGACCCCAGCGGCAGGCGGCACCCAAGAGUUUGGUGACAUCUGCCUUUGCCCUCCGGGGCUGGCGUCCCGCACGUCGUGCUUCUAGCUAGCAAAGUUUCUCUGUAGAGAAGAAGUACGUUUAGCCUUGUGUUGAUCCUACCGCGCGCGCCCUGCUUCUCUCCUGGGAGAUUGGAGAUUGCGCUCUGGGCCCCGGCCUGCUAGCUGCCUUGGGGGCGGGGCUUGGGGAAUCCGUGGAGUCCCCCGAGUACCCUCGACUCUUCGCACGUCCUGGAGAGAGCGCCGGCGAGCAGGCAAGCUAAUAGCCAGAGCCUAGCGAUGGCUAGGAUACCUGGGCACUGAAAUGAACCCCCGAAGGGACGCUCAGGCUGCACCCGCUCUUCCGCCCUGGUUCAGUUCUCGGCCGGUUUGAGAGGGCAUACUGGUCAGGACUCGUCCGGAGUAGCUGCCGAGUGUUGGUGCCGGGACAGAGUGGCUACCCCCCUCCCUGGGGGGGCUGCGCCAAGAAGCGGCACAGGAAACAGAAGUCCCCAUGGCCUUUCACGUGCCUGGAAUUGGACUUCGGACUGGGCGCUAAAAUGCUUGCUUUUGCCUUGCCCAGGUUUCACAGCACGUAUGUGGACGAUUGGAAUCCUGGGCCAAUGAAGAGUCAAGUUCAAAGUGGUACUUCUGGACUCACCAUCCCAGACUCCAAGUGUAACUUGAGACUAGGAAGAGGGGUCUCCUGCUCUAACAGAUCUCCGUUCUGGAAUUGUACUUGACAGCUCUCUUCACCGAUACUUGAACUGCAGUGGCUACAGGGUUCCCUUGGGUGGGGUGGGGGUUGCUCUGAAGACCAGACUGCAACACUCAGAACCUCGACAAUGGACCGAGUUUUUGAAAUUCCUGAGGAGCCUAACAUGGAUCCAAUUUCAUCUCUGGAGGAAGAUGUCAUCCGUGGGGCCAACCCCCGAUUUACCUUUCCAUUUGGCAUCCUCUUCUCUACCUUUUUGUACUGUGGGGAGGCUGCAUCUGCCUUGUACAUGGUUAGAAUCUAUCGUAAGAAUAGUGAAACCUACUGGAUGACAUACACCUUAUCCUUCUUUAUGUUUUCAUCCAUUAUGGUCCAGUUGACCCUCAUUUUUGUCCACAGAGAUCUGGCCAAAGACAAGCCGCUAUCAUUGUUUAUGCAUCUAAUCCUCUUGGGACCUAUUGUCAGAUGUUUGGAGGCCAUAAUUAAGUACCUCACACUGUGGAAGAAAGAGGGGCAGGAGGAGCCCUAUGUCAGCCUCACCCGAAAGAAGAUGCUAAUAAAUGGCGAGGAGGUGCUGAUAGAAUGGGAGGUGGGCCACUCCAUCCGGACCCUGGCUAUGCACCGCAAUGCCUACAAACGUAUGUCACAGAUCCAAGCCUUCCUGGGCUCAGUGCCCCAGCUGACCUAUCAGCUCUAUGUGACUCUGAUCUCUGCAGAGGUCCCCCUGGGUAGAGCUGUGCUAAUGGUCUUUUCCCUGAUAUCUGUCACCUAUGGGGCUACCCUCUGCAAUAUGUUGGCUAUCCAGAUCAAGUAUGAUGAAUACAAGAUUCGCCUUGGGCCAUUAGAAGUCCUCUGCAUCACCAUCUGGCGGACAUUGGAGAUCACUUCCCGCCUCGUGAUUCUGGUGCUCUUCUCAGCCACAUUGAAAUUGAAAGCUGUGCCCUUCUUAUUGCUUGACUUCCUGAUCAUCCUCUUUGAGCCUUGGGUGAAGUUCUGGAGGAGUGGUGCCCAGAUGCCCAAUAACAUUGAGAAGAAUUUCAGCCGGGUCGGCACCCUGGUGGUGCUGAUUUCUAUUACCGUCCUCUAUGCUGGCAUCAACUUCUCUUGCUGGUCAGCUUUGCAGUUGAAAUUGGCAGAUAGGGACCUUGUUGACAAAGGUCAGAACUGGGGACAUAUGGGCCUGCACUAUAUUGUGAGAUUGGUAGAAAAUGUGAUCAUGGUUUUGGUUUUCAAGUUCUUUGGAGUGAAAGUGUUGCUGAAUUACUGUCAUUCCUUGAUUGCUUUGCAGCUCAUCAUUGCUUAUCUGAUUUCCAUUGGCUUCAUGCUCCUUUUCUUCCAGUACUUGCACCCAUUGCGAUCACUCUUUACCCACAAUGUAGUAGACUACCUCCAUUGUGUCUGCUGCCACCAGCACCCCCGGGGCAGGGUUGAGAACUCAGAACCAUCCUGUGAUGCUGAAGCAAGGCAAAGCAUUGUCUGAUUCUAUCUUCUGGGUAUUUGGGGAUAGGUUGGAUUUUGCCAAGAGCAACUGUGAAAUUGAAGGAGAGGAUGAGGCUCAUAGGUGAGUACCCACCGGGACAUUUUCUUAAAUUUUCUUAUAGGUAAACCUAUAAGAAGAAAGAGCAGCUCCCAGAUAGGUUUUAUUUCCUUAAGAUUGACUGCUAUGUUUGGAAACCAGGGUAGCUGUUAUAUACCUAGAAGGGCCGAGGAUACGGUAAACACCCCUCCCACCCAGGUCAGUUGUCUGGCUUCCCUUGGGGAUAAUUUAUCUCCAAGCACUUUAGGCUUUCUGUGUGUGUUAUUGUAGCUCUGUUCAUUUGCUUGAGGCAUUACUGAGCUUUCCUAUGGUUGAAAGCCCAGAAUCCCACUAGAAUAUAUCCUGACUGAUAAGAGGUUGUGACAACUUGCUAGCUAUCAGUACCUCCCAGGAAACUGGCUGAUUAAUGUGGAACCUGUAACUGUAAGCCUGGCUGGAUUUUUAAAAAUCCAAGGAGAAACUCUGGUUUAAAAAGAAAACCCCAUUAAAAGAGCUGCUCCUCAAACAAGUUAUUUCUCCAUCAGGAUUUUACUAGUGAUCAUUCAUCAAAAACUUCUCUUUUCUAGCGGCUCUUCAUAGGCACACUCUGAGGAGGGAGUGCCUAGUAGGAUCCUUCAGGGCAUAAGCCAGAAUGACUCUUUUUCAUGGAUCUGCAUAGGCCUGCCUCCAGCUUAUGGAAUGGAGUGGUUGAGUAAAAUCUCUCACUUGGAGCCUCAUUUUCAGGAAUUCCCUCCAAACUGGCCUUUCUGUGCGCUUGGUGUUUUACUAGUUGAUGUGGAUCUCAGAAAAGGUGAACUGUAAUUGAAAAUGUUUCUAACGUAUGGGAGAAACGAAGAUUGCUUUGUGUCUCCUACUGUUCUGAGUAUUUUGUUGUUAUUUUAUUUUUAGGAGAGAGAGAAGGGGACGUUACCUUCAUGUUGUUUGGGGUUUGGAUGGUGGCUAAUACUCCAAGGUAGAGUAAAGGCAGAGGAGGGAAACCAGAUCACAUUAAAUCAUCAUUGGUACUGGUUUUUGCCCACAGGAUUUUAUUUUCUAAUAAGUAAAUGUUUAUCAACCCUCUGCUCAUUCCCACACCCCUGGUGGAUGAAUGCAUCCACCUUUCUUGGGUGUCUCGGUGUUUACAUCUCCUAUCAGUUGGGCAUGUUAAUGGGAAUGCCAGCCAGAUGCCUCUAAAGUAAACAAGGAAUUGAGGUUAGUAUGACCACUGCCUAUUGGGACAUGGUAUCCCAGCAUUUACCUAACUAAUGCUUACCCCUCACAGACCAGGAAAGUGAGAAUUCCUAGUAGCACGUCCCAAUUAUUGCUACCACAGUGCUGUGAGAAACCGCAAACAAUCUGACCUAAAGCUUCUCAUCCCCAUCCAGUUUUACUCUUGGGUUCAUGUUAAGAAUUUAUCUUUAGCCAUUUCCCUUCCUUUUACCCAAUGUCAGGACAUGAUGGUGGAGGAGCUCCCUCUUUUAAGUAACAGGGCUAUUAGCCAGAAUUGUCCUAUUUCCUGGCAUGUGUCGUGUGGUUUUCCCAUCUUCAACCAUUGUUUGGGGCUAAAAGGAUUGGAUAAUUAAUUUGGGGGAGAGUAAAUUGACUUGCUUUGGAGCAGUGAAUAUUUUCUUUUUCAAUCCAAUUUCUCAUUUUAUCUCUGAUGAAGGGACUUAGCAGUGUGAGCUUUUUAUGACAACAACCUAUUUCUGACUUUGUUGUUUAAGGUGAUUUUGAAAGAAUCUAUUAGGCCUCCAGACAAACCCACUGUCUCUUUGGAAUUCAAGCAAAAAUUUCUUCCCAGUGGUUAAUAUACCCUUACAUUAAAAUCAGAAGUGGUAUAGAACUAUAAUUUGGCCCAUAAAAGUCAUGUGAAUCAGUUUCUUA